This is a messenger RNA of Alternaria arborescens, 525 nucleotides long. RefSeq lists its product as hypothetical. The record is from RefSeq and is a predicted model, not a curated record. Gene Ontology annotation, molecular function: hydroxypyruvate reductase [NAD(P)H] activity; glyoxylate reductase (NADPH) activity; NAD binding. NCBI's taxonomy places the organism in Eukaryota, Fungi, Ascomycota, Dothideomycetes, Pleosporales, Pleosporaceae. Gene Ontology annotation, cellular component: cytosol. The transcript has a single exon. The coding region runs from base 1 to 525 and encodes 174 amino acids.
AUGGCACCAGGACUUAUUGACUCGGGAAUUACUUCCGAAUCCUCAACUUCGCCAAACGGAGCCAACAAGCAAACCGUUUAUCUACUAGAUACGUUACAUCCUCAAGCCAUCGAACGCGCCCGGUCGUUAUUCAACACUAUACUACCUUCAGACCCCAAGCACGCAGAGUGGAGAGAGCAUGCUGAAUACCUGGUGAUUCGCGGAUCGUACCUGACCACAGAAGACGUCGAAGCAUGCAAGAACCUGAAAGCCAUCGGGAAACAGGGUGUCGGGACCGACAAGAUUGAUGGAGAAGCCUGCAAAGCGCGCGGAAUCAAGAUCUUCAACACGCCUGGAGUCAAUGCGCAGUCUGUCGCCGAAACAGUCCUUUCGCUCACGAUGUCUGUAGCUCGUGAGACUGGUCGCAUCAUAGCGCUACAGAGUGUUGGCAUCAAGGUACCGAAAGAAACUUGCUCCAGCUUGAUCAUCAACGACAAGACGGUCGGCAUCGUGGGUAUGGGGAACAUCGGGCGGAAAGUCGCAUAA